Molecule: messenger RNA, 870 nt
Organism: Lasiodiplodia theobromae
Lineage: Eukaryota; Fungi; Ascomycota; Dothideomycetes; Botryosphaeriales; Botryosphaeriaceae
Exons: 1
Coding region: 1-870 (289 amino acids)
Source: RefSeq, a predicted model, not a curated record
AUGCUGCAAGACUGGCAAGACAACCAUGGAGAGGCCUGGGACGUUUCAAGAGGGAAAGCCGUUGAGGCAGCAAGCCAACGCGCUGAGGCAGAACACAAAUUUGUCUGUGAAAGCUUCCUUGGUGGGUACGUGGAAGCAUUUGACCGGGUCCAGGCUCUACCAUCUGCAUUGCCCCAAACGCUCAAUGUUGCCGAGGCAUGGUACAAAUCGCUGGAGUUGGCGGCUUUACUUUGCGAUGCCAUCUUGGAUGAACCUCUGGAUCCCAAAAGAGACGGCCUGCACAACUUUUUCCACACCGAGACGGUCCUCGUAGCCUCCCCGAGAAAACUACUCAACAACAAAGAACAGCCUGCCACUUUCAAGCCGUAUAUCCGGCUCUUCUCUGGAGAGGAUCUUCCCGAUUCACCAGCCAACAUGAAGCUCUCUGCCAUUUCUGCUGGAGGGAUAUACUGCUAUACACACUAUAUGGCAGAUCCGUUUCAGUCUGUGAGCAAUGCUCGUCAAAUCCAUGUUGGCUGCGGAACAAUCUCCAUCGACGAAGGUGGUCGCAUAUACAAUGAGAUCCGCGAUCAAGAUCCGGUUGAAUUGAAGCCAUUCCACACCAAAGUUCUGAAUCACUACCCGACACGUCCCUCUGCGAGAGCGAUGGUUGAAGAGGAUAUCGAUUUGAGAGUCUGGUUUGAGCAAUGGGACGGAGACGACUUCGAAGAGAGGCAAGCUGUCAAUCCCGCCGAUGCGUUACGAGCCGGCUGGUAUGGUCCCAAGGGCUCGUGGCGAGGCCAGUAUGGGACAAAGAGCAAUCCAGAGAAGCUUUCGGAGGAGGAACGUCGGAAGUGGAUAGCUGCUUAUGGGUCUUUUAUAGCACCAUGA